This is a messenger RNA of Corapipo altera (White-ruffed manakin), 1394 nucleotides long. Its product is annotated as zinc finger and BTB domain-containing protein 45-like. Gene Ontology annotation, molecular function: protein binding. Gene Ontology annotation, biological process: regulation of immune system process; negative regulation of transcription by RNA polymerase II; regulation of cytokine production. Bases 111 to 1394 code for a protein of 427 amino acids. The transcript has 2 exons. The record is from RefSeq and is a predicted model, not a curated record. Lineage: Eukaryota; Metazoa; Chordata; Aves; Passeriformes; Pipridae.
UCCCCUCCAUCCCUCCAGCCCGGUGUCCCCGGUGUCCCCCUUUGCCCCCAGUGUCCCCGUGUCCCCCCUGCUCCCCUGUGCCCCCAGUGUCCCCCGGUGUGCCCGCGGCGAUGCCGGAGGCCGUUCACUACAUCCACCUGCAGAACUUCAGCCGCUCGCUGCUGGAGACGCUCAACGGGCAGCGGGUGGCGGGGCAGUUCUGCGACGUCACCGUGCGCAUCCGCGAGGCCUCGCUGCGCGCCCACCGCUGCGUCCUGGCCGCGGGCAGCCCCUUCUUCCAUGACAAGCUGCUGCUGGGCCACUCGGCCAUCGAGGUGCCGCCCGUGGUGCCCUCGGCGGCCGUGCGGCAGCUGGUGGAGUUCCUGUACAGCGGCAGCCUGGUGGUGGCACAGUCGGAGGCGCUGCACAUCCUCACCGCGGCCUCGGUGCUGCAGAUCAAGACGGUCAUCGACGAGUGCACCCAGAUCAUCUCGCAGAGCCGCGGCCCCGCCGUGAUGCCCCCGGCCCAGAAACUGCCGCCGGGGCCGCCGGCGGAGCUGGAGAACUUCUCGGAGCCGUUGCCGAGCGGCCACAGCCGGAAGCAGCGGCAGCCGCUGCGCCUCGCGCCGACGCUCAAGGAGGAGGAGGAGGCGGAGGAGGAAGAGGAAGAUGAGGACGGCGGUACCCAGGAGGGUGUUGUCCCGCCCGGCGCGGCCCUCCCGGCUUUCCCGGCGCCAGACCCACCGUUUUUUGGUGCCCCCGAGGCAUUCCCAGACACAUUCCUGGCGCCCUGGGCCGGCGACGACGGCGGCGCCGCGUUCGGGGCCGAGCGCGGGCGGGAGGCACCGUGCGGGGAUGGGUUUGGGUUUGGGGCGCCCCCGGCAUUGCCGCCACCCUACGAGGGUGGGACGGAGGCGGGGGGAGCCCCCCCAGUGCCCACGGUGCCCCCAGUGGGGCCCCUGCGUGGCCCCCAGCCCCCCUACCAGUGCGGGCACUGCCAGAAGAGCUUCAGCUCCCGUAAGAACUACACCAAGCACAUGUUCAUCCACUCGGGUGAGAAGCCCCACCAGUGCUCCAUCUGCUGGCGCUCCUUCUCGCUCCGGGACUACCUGCUGAAGCACAUGGUGACCCACACGGGCGUCCGCGCCUUCCAGUGCGGUGUCUGCUGCAAACGCUUCACCCAGAAGAGCUCCCUCAACGUCCACAUGCGAACCCACCGCCCCGAGCGCUUCCAGUGCCGCCUCUGCACCAAGGGCUUCUCCCACCGCACCCUCCUGGAGCGCCACGCCGCCGCCUCUCACCCUGGGCCCCCGCCGGGGCCCCCACCAGGGCCGCCACCGCUGCCGCCGGAAGCCGGAAUGGCCGCGUGGCCGGGGACUGAUGCCGCGGGCGCCGGCCCCGCUCACACGGCGUGA